This is a messenger RNA of Cotesia congregata, 1460 nucleotides long. NCBI's taxonomy places the organism in Eukaryota, Metazoa, Arthropoda, Insecta, Hymenoptera, Braconidae. The record is from the annotation of a GenBank genome assembly.
CAGUGGAUGGAAAUCGCAGAGAAGUAGCUUCAACUGGAGAACCACUCAGCUCAGUCCACGCAAGACAAGAGGAAGCCCGACGUAGACGACGUAGGAAGCAUCGUUCGGGCUCAUCUCUCGUCUCGUCAUGCUUCCAAGAGCUGUACAAACUGACGGGCGAAGUACUGGGCGAGGGAGCGUACGCUUCAGUGCAAACUUGCACAUCCCUCUACACAGAUCUGGAGUACGCGGUUAAGAUUAUUGACAAGAUUCCCGGGCAUGCUCGCACCAGGGUCUUCAAGGAGGUCGAGACUUUCCAUCAUUGUCAGGGCCAUCCGAAUAUAAUCCAGCUGAUCGAGUUCUUUGAAGACGACGAGCGGUUCUAUCUCGUCUUCGAGAAGAUCAACGGCGGGCAGUUGCUGAGGAGGAUUCAAGAACGCGUUCAUUUUAGCGAGAGAGAGGCCAGUCAGAUUGUCAAAGAAAUUGCUGGAGCACUUCAUUUUCUUCACAAAAAAGGUAUCGCACACAGAGACUUGAAGCCAGAAAACAUCCUGUGCGUCCACCCAGACAAAUUGACGCCAAUAAAAGUUUGUGACUUUGAUCUUGGAUCUGGAAUUAAAUUCAACAACUCGCAAAGUCCCCUGGCGACACCGCAACUACUAACACCAGUUGGCAGCGCAGAGUUUAUGGCACCAGAAGUUGUCGAGGCUUUUAUCGGAGAGUCAAAUUACUAUGACAAACGUUGUGAUUUGUGGAGUCUUGGCGUGAUAAUGUACAUUUUAUUGUGUGGUUAUCCGCCGUUUUACGGCAACUGCGGCACCGACUGCGGCUGGGAGAAAGGGGAAAAUUGCCAGGCGUGUCAAGAAUUGUUGUUCACCAGCAUUCAGCAGGGGAUUUACGAUUUUCCAGCCAGAGAAUGGAAAGACAUUUCCGAGGACGCCAAGGAUCUUAUUCGCGGGCUGCUUGUCAAAGACGCCCACCAGAGAUUGAGCGCCGAGUGCGUUCUCAAUCAUCAGUGGAUCAAUCCUGGGCCUACUAUCACUGUUGCUGGCAACAGGCCACUCAUUACACCUGAAAUAAUAAGAAGGAACAAUUCCGCCCGUGAACUUUCAGCGUUCGCCGAGUCAGCAAUGGCAGUGAAUCGCGUAGUGCAUCAGCACUUUUCAAUAAACCAUCUCGAAGAUCUGGCGGAGAUUCGUGAACCCAGGCUGUCGACCUCCUCGACGGACGAUGACAAUCAUCCUUACGGCCAUAUGUCUGAUACCAGCAGCGAAGGCUCGGAGCCCAGCAAACACUGUGUUGCUCACUCUUCCAGUGAAUUUGAUUCUAAUUCACGCCGCAAGUCAUGCUCCAUGCACUCAACCAUCGAGCACAGUGAUUCCAAAUUCAUCGGCGAUAGUCGUCUCAACGGUAAAGACGCGCUGACUCAUCUCUACGGUCUGUCACCGCCGAGUGAGAUUUAUCAAAAUCCAUUAGUAUAA